AUGUUCAAGAGGUUUGGUAAAAAGAAAGAGGAAGUCGCCGAUAGCAAUAAGAAGACAUUGGUUAAAGUGGACACGCCCAUCGCAGAAUUGCCUGAAUCUAUACAUCCACCUAAAUCUGUAAAGCUUACGUCAGAACAACAUGAAAAAUACAUCACAGUGCUAAACCAUUUCAAGAAUCCCGAUUUAAUGAUCCCAAUGACAGAAAAAAAUCGUAAUGAUACCUCUGAUCUUAUGCCUCUAUCGAUAUUUGAAAAAGCUUGGAUCACGAGAGAAUGUAUAUUGCGUUAUUUAAGAGCCACAAAAUGGGUUGUUAAAGAUGCAAUUCAAAGAAUCAUCCUGUCCCUUGCAUGGAGAAGAGAGUUCGGUAUCAAUAAUUUCGGUGAAGAAAAUGGCGAUAAAAUCAACUCUGAUUUAGUCGCAAUAGAAAAUGAAAGUGGUAAACAAGUCGUCUUGGGAUAUGAAAAUGAUGCUAGACCCAUCCUAUAUUUGAAACCUGGUAGACAAAAUACAAAGACUUCACAUAGACAAGUUCAACAUUUAGUAUUCAUGCUUGAGAGAGUCAUUGAUUUUAUGCCUCAAGGUCAAGAUUCUCUAGCAUUAUUAAUAGACUUCAAAGAAUAUAGCGAUGUUCCAAAAGUAACGGGAAACAGUAAAAUACCACCAUUAGGUGUAGGUAAAGAAGUCUUACAUAUCUUACAGACACAUUAUCCAGAAAGAUUGGGUAAAGCUCUUUUAACUAAUAUUCCUUGGUUAGCAUGGUCUUUCUUAAAAUUAAUUCAUCCAUUUAUUGAUCCACAAACAAGAGAAAAACUUGUCUUUGAUGAACCAUUCCCCAAAUACGUCCCACCACAAGCAUUAGAUGCCACAUACGGUGGUGAAUUAGAUUUUAAAUAUGAUCAUGAAGUUUACUGGCCAAGUUUAAUAAAAAUAUCAAAACAAAAGAGAGAACAUUAUCUCAAAAGAUUUGAGAAGUUUGGUUCAGUUGUAGGAUUAAGUGAAUACGAUUUAAGAGGUCAUGCAGAUGAACUACUGUAUCCAGUGGAAGCAUAA
Molecule: messenger RNA, 1050 nt
Organism: Kazachstania africana CBS 2517
Lineage: Eukaryota; Fungi; Ascomycota; Saccharomycetes; Saccharomycetales; Saccharomycetaceae
Gene: PDR16
Product: phosphatidylinositol transporter
Exons: 1
Coding region: 1-1050 (349 amino acids)
Molecular function (GO): phosphatidylinositol transfer activity
Source: RefSeq, a predicted model, not a curated record